UUCAAAAAAGUUUCAACGCAUCAAAAGGAAAAAAUUUUUGAAGCUGGAAAUUUCUUGGGAGAUUGUUGCAGAUUGCAAGGUGGAAGAUUAAUGUAGGAAAUUUUCGAAAAGGUGGAACUUUGGAUUCUUUCAAAUCACAUAAGACUUGCGGAUAGAGAAACAAACUUUGAAAGGAUCUUGUCCAUUCAAGACGAUUCGAGUUCUUAAGGAAGCCUGGAAGUGUUUGAAGAUAUAUAAUAUUGAAUGAGAAUACAAAUCAAAAGAUUUGAUCUAUAACUUCAUUCAAUUGGAAUAAAUUGAUUGUUUUCAAUAAACAAGAGGUCAAAAUGGUGGCAUCUCAGGUAGCUGCUGUCUUAUCCAACUUACAAACAUUAUAUUCAGACCAUGCCUCUGUGGUCUCCAUGAACCUAUUUGUCGCGCUUCUUUGCACUUCCAUUGUGAUCAGUCAUCUUUUGGAGGAGAAUCGAUGGAUGAAUGGAUCGAUUACUGCCCUUAUUAUUGGUCUUCUUACUGGGGUCAUUAUCUUGUUGGCAAGUGGGGGUAAAAGCUCACGUCUUUUAGUCUUCAGUCAAGAUCUCUUCUUUAUUUAUCUUCUCCCCCCUAUUAUAUUCAAUGCUGGGUUUUCUGUGAAAAAGAAGCAAUUUUUCCGUAACUUUAUUACCAUCAUGCUAUUUGGUGCUGUUGGUACAUUAAUAUCUUGUACAAUAAUAUCUAUAGGUGUUAUUAAGUUCUUUAAGGAAAUGGACAUUGGGUCAUUGGAUGUGGGAGGUUUUAUAGCAAUUGGUGCAAUCUUUGCUGCAACAGAUUCUGUUUGCACACUGCAGGUUCUUAAUCAGGAUGAGACUCCAUUGCUCUACAGUCUGGUUUUUGGGGAGGGUGUUGUAAAUGAUGCAACAUCAGUGGUGCUUUUCAAUGCAAUCCAGAGUUUUGACCUCACUAAUACGAGUCCUGGAAUUGCUUUGCAUUUUAUUGGAAAGUUUUUUUAUUUAUUUUCAGCAAGCACUCUGCUAGGAGUGGUUGUUGGACUGGUAAGUGCUUAUAUCAUCAAAACGUUAUACUUUGGAAGGCACUCAACAGAUCGAGAGUUUGCUCUUAUGAUGCUCAUGGCAUACCUUUCAUAUAUUAUGGCUGAACUGUUCUAUUUGAGUGGCAUUCUCACCGUGUUUUUUUGUGGGAUUGUGAUGUCGCAUUAUACGUGGCACAAUGUUACUGAGAGUUCACGAGUAACUUCCAAGCAUGCUUUUGCUACCCUGUCAUUUGUUGCUGAGAUUUUUAUUUUUCUCUAUGUUGGAAUGGAUGCCUUGGGCAUUGAGACAUGGAGCUUUGUAAAUGAUAGACCUGGAGCAUCAAUCAUGGUUAGUUCCGUACUGCUUUUGCUGGUUAUGGCCGGAAGAGCAGCUUUUGUGUUUCCCCUGUCAUUUUUAACCAACUUGGCCAAAAAAUCACCUAGUGAAAAGAUCAGUUUUAGGGAACAAAUCAUAAUAUGGUGGUCUGGUCUCAUGAGAGGUGCUGUAUCUAUGGCACUUGCAUAUAAUCAGUUUACAAAGGGAGGGCACACUCAAUCGCGAUUGGAUGCCAUUAUGAUUACAAGCACUAUCACCGUCGUUCUUUUUAGCACUGUGGUUUUUGGACUAUUAACUAAACCUUUAAUAAGGUUCUUGAUACCUCAUCCCAAAGUAACAACAAGCAUGCGCUCCGGGCAGUCUUCUCCAAAAUCGGCUACAACGCCGUUUCUCGGGGACUCCUUUGAUGAUAGUCCAAAGGGAGGUCAGCGGCCAAGCAGCAUCCGCGCACUUCUUACGACUCCAACACACACCGUUCAUCACUACUGGCGCAAAUUUGAUAACGCCUUCAUGCGGCCCAUGUUUGGUGGCCGGGGUUUCGUUCCGUUCGUUCCCGGCUCCCCAACCAAAAGGAGUGAACAUUAAUCUAUCUCAAUUACUCUGAGAGACUGCUGCGACAAUUCGGCUACUAUGCUCCGGAGUUGAUCUCAAACACGCCAACAUCUUGUAUUCUUGUAUAGGGUGAGCCAGAAGCUUGAACCGUAACGGUUUUUGUUAUGUAUCAUAUAAGGUUAAUUUUGUUAAGGCUA
Hibiscus syriacus is the source of this 2092-nucleotide messenger RNA. Its product is annotated as sodium/hydrogen exchanger 2-like. Lineage: Eukaryota; Viridiplantae; Streptophyta; Magnoliopsida; Malvales; Malvaceae. The transcript has 15 exons. The coding region runs from base 327 to 1928 and encodes 533 amino acids. Gene Ontology annotation, biological process: regulation of pH; regulation of stomatal closure; sodium ion transport. Gene Ontology annotation, molecular function: sodium:proton antiporter activity. Gene Ontology annotation, cellular component: membrane. The record is from RefSeq and is a predicted model, not a curated record.